GAGAUAAAAAGAGGCGGUGAGCGCUGAAGCGCACAGUCGGGUAUACGCCGCAGCAUGAAGGACAGGCUGGCCGAGCUUCACCAGGAGGUGGUGGACAAGCUGGAAGACCAAGUCAGAUCAACCCAAUGGUACGAUGUGCCCGUCAAGAAAUCAUCAUUCAAACACACGGACGAAAGGCCACUGCUCGAAAAGUCAAAAAGUAUCACACAGAAAUUUUUAAGAAAGGAGGAUAACAAAAGCUCGGUCAAAAAUGCGAAAACAGACAGGUUUUUGGCUAACCUUCAAGCCAAGAUGCAAAUCAUAAAAUCAGAAGUGUCGACAAUACAAUGUAAUACGAAGGAAAUCACAGCAUUACAUACCAAAGCUCUUAUGGUCCCACGCUUAGCUCCAGAAGAAGAAAUGAGGAUAAAAGAACUGGAGCAAAAAACGCGAGAGGCAAAUGGACGCAUUACAAAACUCAUGGCAGAAGUGGAAUCAAUGAAUGUUCCAGACUCAGCCCCGAUUCAAAGAAUCCACUCGGUGCAGCUUUCCCAGGGGUACAAGUCAAUUGAACAGGCCAUGGGGAGGUACGAGGCGGAGCUGCGACGCUAUGCAAAGGCCCUACACCAGCAAGUGGCGCAGCAGAUGGCGAUAGCCAAUGGUGGCCGGUGUGACUCAGGAGUCGUGGACGCCUACAUUGAAAAUGGAAAACUCGGAAUGUUUGUCGAUAACUACUUGACGACGGAACAAGAGGCGAGGACGAUGCUGCAGGAUGUGCAAGACCGGCAUAAGGAGCUCCUGGCUCUGGAGAAGUCCAUCGUGGAGGUGCAGGAGCUCUUCGUCUGCAUCCACCAACUCACCGAGCACCAGGGCGACAUGAUCGACAGCAUCGAGGCCCACGUGGAGGCCGCCAACGCCAAGGUGGCGGACGGCAGCAAGAAUCUCAAGUCAGCCAAGAAGAAGCAGAAGUCUGCUCGAAAGAAAAAAGUUAUUUUAAGUGCAGUGGGUGCAGCUGUUGCCACUGGACUUAUUGCUACACUUAUAUUAGUUUGAUAGUUCCGAGCUGUCUGUAAAUUUUACCUGAUAGUCCGUCCACAGAACACGUUAUUCAGUUGAAAGAAACGAGAGAGAAACGAUUCACAAGAAUAUUGUAAAUAAAUUUAUUUUGGUGA
Thrips palmi is the source of this 1151-nucleotide messenger RNA. RefSeq names its product syntaxin-1A-like. Bases 55 to 1032 code for a protein of 325 amino acids. The transcript has 10 exons. Gene Ontology annotation, biological process: vesicle-mediated transport; intracellular protein transport; vesicle fusion. Gene Ontology annotation, molecular function: SNAP receptor activity; SNARE binding. NCBI's taxonomy places the organism in Eukaryota, Metazoa, Arthropoda, Insecta, Thysanoptera, Thripidae. The record is from RefSeq and is a predicted model, not a curated record. Gene Ontology annotation, cellular component: membrane; SNARE complex; endomembrane system.